GCAGAACCGGAGCCGGUGCAGGCUCAGCAGAGCAAGACGGGGAAGUACGUCCCCCCGAGCCUGCGUGACGGAGCCAGCCGCCGCGGGGAGUCCAUGCAGCCCAACCGCAGGGCCGACGACAACGCCACCAUCCGUGUCACCAACCUGUCCGAGGACACGCGUGAGACCGAUCUCCAGGAGCUUUUCCGCCCCUUCGGCUCCAUCUCCAGGAUUUAUUUAGCCAAGGACAAGACCACUGGCCAAUCCAAGGGUUUCGCCUUCAUCAGCUUCCACCGCCGCGAGGACGCUGCCCGGGCUAUCGCCGGCGUCUCCGGAUUCGGCUACGACCAUCUCAUCCUCAACGUGGAAUGGGCCAAGUAA
Messenger RNA from Pterocles gutturalis (yellow-throated sandgrouse), 360 nucleotides. Its product is annotated as eukaryotic translation initiation factor 3 subunit G-B. The transcript has 3 exons. Gene Ontology annotation, molecular function: RNA binding. The annotation marks the transcript as partial. Lineage: Eukaryota; Metazoa; Chordata; Aves; Pterocliformes; Pteroclidae. The record is from RefSeq and is a predicted model, not a curated record.